Erythranthe guttata (spotted monkey flower) is the source of this 639-nucleotide messenger RNA. NCBI's taxonomy places the organism in Eukaryota, Viridiplantae, Streptophyta, Magnoliopsida, Lamiales, Phrymaceae. The record is from RefSeq and is a predicted model, not a curated record.
AUGAAUCCUUCAAGGAAUUUGAACGAAGGAGCAGAUUUAAUGAGUUUGGAGAAUGAUGGUGGAUAUAUCAUCAUGUUGUCCGGGAAGAAAAAGAAAGGAAGGAAAGGGAUGGGCAAAAAUCAGGUAUUUGAAAAGCUCGAUACAUUGAACAAGCCUGAAUUAAGCAAAUCCCGGAAAAGAAAAGAAGGAAAAGGAAAUGCUGCUAUCGGAAAGCAUGGAGAAGUUGGAUUAAGAAUAUUGCCUUUCGGCCUUCUUUUGAAGUACAAGAUUGGGGAGGAUGUGUCACUUAUGAGGUCUUCGAAGAACGUCGGUCAGGUUGAAACUGUUCGUGGAAAGAGGAGAAGAGAAGUUGAGUUUGCUAAUGCGGGUUUACAAUUGCCUGAUAGUGAUCAGCCUUUUGCGAAGAGGAGAACCGAAAAUGCAUAUCACGGCGCUGAAGUACUUGAGGACAAAACCCAAUCACCAGCUAGUUAUUUACAACCAUGUUUAGCAGAACGGGUGAUCCUUAACGACACGUCCAUCUCUGUUCGAUCUUCUGAAAAUGAAGUAUGUGAUAGUCCACCUGUUAUUUCUGAUGGGUGUGGUGUGCUUUCUGUAUCAAGGAAGUUGCUAAUGAGUCUAUUGGAAAAUCUUUGUUAG